Lactuca virosa is the source of this 1660-nucleotide messenger RNA. The record is from the annotation of a GenBank genome assembly. NCBI's taxonomy places the organism in Eukaryota, Viridiplantae, Streptophyta, Magnoliopsida, Asterales, Asteraceae.
UGUACACCGGCUCCACAGCCACUUCGCAACUCUCUUCACACGCCCAAACCCCAAAACACAGGUCAAAAUAUCAAAGCCUCAUCACGACCAACCGAAUACCGAUCUCUCCCGGUCGUCGUCGUCGUCUCCGGUGAUCUAAAUCGUCAUCCUAUAAUCAGAACACCUCAAAACGGAGAGAUCUCAACGCCGAUAGAGAUCGAGGUUUUUCUUUAAUCCUAUCGGCAACUAUGAACGAGAAGGCAGGUGUUUCCAAGGAGCUCAAUGCUAGGCACAGAAAGAUACUGGAAGGGCUUCUUAAAUUGCCUGAGAAUAGGGAGUGUGCUGAUUGCAAAACCAAAGGUCCUAGAUGGGCUAGUGUGAACUUAGGCAUCUUUAUAUGCAUGCAAUGUUCUGGAAUCCAUAGAAGCCUUGGUGUACACAUAUCAAAGGUGCGAUCAGCUACACUGGACACAUGGCUACCUGAGCAGGUUGCAUUUAUCCAAUCCAUGGGAAACGAGAAGUCGAAUAGUUAUUGGGAAGCACAACUGCCACCAAAUUAUGAUAGAGUUGGCAUUGAAAAUUUCAUUCGCGCAAAAUAUGAAGACAAAAGAUGGGUUGCUAAAGAAGGAAUAGAAAUCCCAACUCUUGUAGUGCAAGAAGAGAAAGCUCCACCACCUUUGCAAAGUGAAAGAAAGAGCUAUCAAACACCUGUUGCAAGAGUCAACCUUCGUGUCCCCCCAAAAGGACCUGAACCUGUAUCUGUAUCUGUGAUCCCAAUUCCAAAAGCUGAGUCAUCAGCAGUUUCUUCUACUGAAUCAGAAGCUGUCUCUCCUCCAAAACAUGAUUUUGCUACUGAUCUUUUCGACAUGCUUUCAAUGGACGAGAAAGUUCCAGAAGCUUCUACAGACGAUCUAUGGGCAGGCUUUCAAUCUGCUGCUGCUGCUGUUCAAGUAGCACCAAUCACAACAGACGUUUCAAAACCUGUUGAUAACAUUAACAACCAAACAAACUCAAAUCCCAUUCCUACUUCUGGAAUUGAAGAUCUGUUCAAAGACUCACCUCCUCUCUCACAACCACAAUCACAGAAGCCUCAGAAGGAUGUUAAAAAUGAUAUUAUGAGUCUCUUUGAAAAGAGUAACAAUAACAACACAACAUCACCAUAUGCUCUUCACCAACAGCAACUUGCUAUGUUAGCUCAGCAGCAGUACCUACUCAUGGCUGCUGCUGCUAAAUCAGGUGGUUUGCCAAAUCUUACUGGGAACGGGGGGCAAGGGCAACAACGUAAUUUACUCCCCAAUCAAAACUGGGCAAAUGUCGGCUAUCAGUUUCCCGGAAUGCAUGCUACUGCUACACCACAACCUGGAAAAGAUGAACUAGAGAAAUAUUUACAGCAGAUGGGAAACAUGGGACUUGGAGCACCAAUUCCAGCUGGCAAUUCAUUUCAGCUUCCAACAUCAUCCAGUAUAUACGGGAUGGGAUUGAAUGCAACUACCAAUGGGGUGACGCCACCUGGCAGCAAUGGGGGAUCUGGUGGAUCUAAACCAUCACAAGCAACUGCAUCGGGUUCACAGUCUGCAAAAGACUAUGAUUUCUCCUCCUUAACUCAAGGGAUGUUCUCCAAACCAUGAUCUUUUUUUAAUUCACCCUUCUUAUAUUGUGUAACAUAAUUCACAAAAAAAAA